AUGACCGGUCCUCCACACACUCCACGUUCUUCGGGGCCCCGAGCUGCUAUAACGCCCUCUUUUAGCUUCGGCUUUGGGUUCCUGCCAUCAUUCCAGUUCAGCCCUUCAAGACUCAUUUCUCCACAGCGUUUUUUUCAGGUGGGACUGGCGGGAUCGACUCUUGCAAGGGCCAUCGAGCCGAAAGAACCGCUUUCAAAUAACAAUACUGGCGUCUUUUCCGAGUCCAACGAACUCCAAGUACCCGCCAACGGAACCUCGUCGGCUAAUGACUCGCUCAACGACAGUCUUUGGUCCAUAAACUCGUCACAACAUGUGACUGGGAUCUCUUCAAUCUACGAAGAAGAGCCUGAAAACAAACCUUACGCGACCCCAAUCAAGUUGAUCGUCACGAAAAGCCCCGAGAAACAACCGGGGGUGACAACCGGCCCAAAUAACCCCUUUGACGUGUCGGCAAACUCACCGGACUCCGAAUCGGCAGCCUUCGAAGAUGGUGCCGCAACCGCUACUCAAGCCCCAGGAAGAUCCCAAUUAGAGCAAUUGGCGUCGGCGAAGAGAAGACGCAUACAGAAAACACCCUACCAGGGUCUUGACGACAGUCCCGAUGAUCAGAAUGGCCCCGGUGGUCACGAUCAGGCAGAGAGAGUGUGGACCAGCGAACUAGACAAGGUGCUUUAUCUGGCGUAUUUGACGUACAAGGAGUUCAAACAGACUCAUGGUGACUCACCCGGCUUCAAGACCACAUCCCAAAACAACAUUCUCUCAACUAUGAUCUUCAACAAAACAGGAAGCAGACGUACAUCCAAACAAAUUGCAUCCCGUCUCCAUAGACUUCUCAGACAGACCAAACCAUCAUUUACUCAGUUGCCGACGGUGGAAAUCCCUCAGUCAGUGCUUACAUCAAGUGAAGAAGUGUCACCACUUCAUACCACCAGCAAGCAGAUGCAUGAUGAUAUGAGUUCAUUGCUUGUGUCUUCACCAUUUCCUGAAACUUCCAUUGACGAAAAGUACGUGUUGACACCAUCGGACAUUACCAUUGCUUAUAUCAAUCGGAUAGAUGCCACCAAAUCCAUUCAAUUCACCAAGCUUCUGUCAGUAAAUGAUAGAACGAUGGACAUUAGUCAGAUGCGUGAGCUUCUUACGCCGCCAGUGAAUGAACUUUUCAAAGACUCAUUCCUCUCAAAAACAAGCUCGAAGGGCAUAUCAAUAAGUCAUAUUCAGCAUUGCAUCAACAUCAGCACCCACAGCCUGUCGCCUCAUUCGGCGUCUUCUCCUCUUGGGUCAUUAUCUACCGAUGAUGGAUACUUUAAAGCAAAUAUCAAGAUUCGUGUCGAAGCAAACCGCCCUCCAAACAGCGUCCUUGCAUGGAAAUGUUACACCCAGAUAUUCAAAGAAGAUCAAAGCAUUCUCAAAUAUAAUGAAGAUGUGAAUGCCUAUCCAUUAGGAGAAAAGUAUGAGCUUCCCAUAUCGUUUCUGAAACAGUUUUGGUCAGGAUACCUAACUUACAUGCAAAAUGGUGGCUAUGACGAAAGUUCAAUGAAUGAGCUUUCUAUCGUACAAGUGAUAUAUUUUGGUGAUGGUGACUUUGAUCCAGCAAAGUCCACUGUGUGUGGAAUUUUAUCCCAUGUUUUCUCAAUCCAGCUAAAUUCCGAAGGAAAGUCUGAUGUUACGACUAUCAAACUAGCAGAUAGCAAAGCCAAAGGAUCCUUCUCUGAAGAACAACUGGUGAUGUCUGCUCCUCCUCCGCUCAAAGUGGAACCAUGUCAGCGUCCCAAGUUUGAUGGACCAGUCAGUGCUCCGAUUUACAAUGCAUCGAUUGUGACUAAUUUGAAUCAAGAGUUAAUCAGAAAACAAGAGGAGUUCAAAAGGGGAGAUAUCUCUCCAGGGCGUUCCAUGUCCAUCUACAGUCCUUUCUCCGGACAGCCUACUCCCCGACAUUUUAGCACUUCAACACCAGCCAAAGACCUGCCUGGUUUAUACAAGCAACCAAUGCCCCAAGGACAUAUGAUACACCGUAAUAUGCAGCCAUAUCCUCAACCGGGCCUUGAUAAUGGUAUGAACCGAGAGCAAGCCUUUCAACUUUAUCAGCACCUUCCUCAACAAAUGCACCACUACCAAGCACCUCCACAGCAAGUCAAUGUCAUGCAAAAUAUGAUUCCAAUGAGUCAAGACCCACAACAAAUGCCGCAAGAAAUGCAGCAGAAUAUCAUGAAUCAACACAGGUUAAUGAUGCAAUAUCAAGCACAAUAUCCACCAGUGUUGCAGCCAACCAUAACGGUGCCCAACUCAGCCCCUGCAUCACAAACGUAUUUCUUCCAAGGUUCCGAACGUCAGCCAGUGGCAGCGCCACCUCCUACGAAACCUACGGCUUCGUCAUCUUACCAUCCACCAUUGUCUACAACCGACACCAACAAGUCCAAGCCAAUGGAAAUCACAUUCGUACCAAUUCUUGAGUAUGAUCCUUCGAAGAACAUCCCCAAAAAGCAGCGUAUACCAUCCAACUCGUCAGUCAAUAAGAUUGGCAUGGGAGUUCAUCGGUAUGCACAGGUAAGUAUGUACGAACCAAACAAGAAGAAAUAG
This is a messenger RNA of Meyerozyma guilliermondii ATCC 6260, 2577 nucleotides long. RefSeq lists its product as uncharacterized. Lineage: Eukaryota; Fungi; Ascomycota; Pichiomycetes; Serinales; Debaryomycetaceae. The record is from RefSeq and is a predicted model, not a curated record. The coding region runs from base 1 to 2577 and encodes 858 amino acids. Gene Ontology annotation, molecular function: DNA-binding transcription factor activity. The transcript has a single exon. Gene Ontology annotation, biological process: regulation of DNA-templated transcription.